Molecule: messenger RNA, 1210 nt
Organism: Nothoprocta perdicaria
Lineage: Eukaryota; Metazoa; Chordata; Aves; Tinamiformes; Tinamidae
Gene: EIF2B4
Product: eukaryotic translation initiation factor 2B subunit delta
Exons: 10
Coding region: 183-1172 (329 amino acids)
Source: RefSeq, a predicted model, not a curated record
CCACGGCCAAUGCGCCCAAGCGGCUGCCCGAGCACGUGCAGGUGGACGACCCCGCCGUGCAGAGGAGGCUGGCCAAGAAGCUGGAGCGCCAACAGGUGCCUCUGAGACAGGACUACGGCACCAAGGUCAACCUGUUCUCCCACUUGCACCAGUACAGCCGGAAUAAGCCGCUGACUCAGCAGAUGAGCAUCCCCUCCACGGUGAUCCAUCCGGCUGUGGUGCGCCUCGGCCUCCGGUACUCGCAGGGCAUCAUCAACGGCUCCAACGCCCGCUGCAUUGCCCUGCUUGAGGUCUUCAAACAGCUGAUCCGGGAUUACGUGACUCCCCCCAACGAGGAGCUCUCGCGGGACCUGGUGGCCAAACUGAAGCCGCACAUCAGCUUCCUCAACCAGUGCCGGCCGCUCUCCGCCAGCAUGGGCAACGCCAUCAAGUUCCUCAAGAAGGAGAUUUCCUGCCUGCCUGACACCCUGCGAGAGGAGGAGGCCAAGGAGAAGCUGCACGGCCUUAUCGACAAGUAUUUGCGGGAGAAGAUCGUCCUGGCRGCUGAAGCCAUUUCUCGCUCUGCCUUCGAGAAGAUCAAGGAGAAYGACGUGAUCCUGGUGUAUGGCUGCUCCUCGCUCGUGAACCGCACGCUGUGUGACGCCCACGGGCAGAAGGGCCGCACGUUCCGCGUGGUGGUGGUGGACAGCCGCCCGCGGCUCGAGGGCCGUGCCACGCUGCGCUGCCUUGUGCGCCGUGGCAUCCGCUGCACCUACGUCAUGAUCAACGCCAUCUCCUACGUGCUGCCUGAGGUGACCAAAGUGCUGCUCGGCGCCCACGCGCUCCUGGCCAACGGCUCAGUGAUGUCCCGUGUGGGGACAUCACAGAUCGCGCUGCUCUCCAAGGCUUACAACGUGCCUGUCCUCGUGUGCUGCGAGACCUACAAGUUCUGCGAGCGGGUGCAGACGGACUCCUUUGUCUCCAACGAGCUGGAUGAUCCCGAUGACCUGAUCGUGCCGCGGCAGGGCCAGGCCCAGCUCAGCGGUUGGGCAGAGAACAAGUCCCUGCGCCUCCUCAACCUGGUGUAUGACGUGACACCACCUGAGCUGGUGGACAUGGUCAUCACUGACUUGGGCAUGAUACCCUGCACCUCGGUGCCGGUCGUCCUGCGUGUCAAGAACGUGGAUCAGUGAUAGGGGCCACUCCACUGCCCCUGAAUAAAGCAGUGCCC